AGACCUUGUGGUAAGGAUGUCACUGUGGCAUUUCCUGAUUUUGCUGAGCAUCUUUAUGCUUUGUAAAGGUGAAGACAGUGAGUGCGACAACUUCACGGAUCUGGAUUUCCAAGAGUCGUUCAUGGGGACCUAUCUGUACGUGCGCCUGCUGCUCUAUACCCGUGCAAACCUCGAAUGCGGUCAGGAGCUCCCCCACCACAACUUCACUCAAGAACCCCUAUUUAAUGUAACAAGACCUACUACCUUUGUCAUACACGGGUACCGGCCCACGGGGGCACCGCCUAUCUGGAUCAACCACAUUGUACACUUGUUAGCAGCACAGAAGGACAUGAACAUCCUGGUAGUGGAUUGGAACAGAGGGGCGGCCAAUCUCAAUUACUUCACAGCUGUGGCCAACACACGGGGUACGGCUGUGAACAUCACCGGCUUCAUAGAGAGUAUGGAGAAAGAGGGAGCAUCUCUUGACUCCAUCCAUCUGACUGGAGUCAGCCUGGGCGCACAUGUGGCCGGGUUCAUUGGUGCAAUGCUGGGAGGGCGGGUGGGCAGAAUCACAGGUCUGGACCCAGCAGGGCCAAUGUUUGCCAGUGCUCCCCCUGAGGAACGCCUUGAUCCAACUGAUGCCCAGUUUGUAGAUGUGCUGCACACAGAUAUGAAUUCCUUUGGCCUUAGAGGAACACAUGGCCAUAUUGAUUUCUAUGCCAAUGGAGGAUUAGAUCAGCCUGGAUGUCCCAAGACCAUCUUCUCAGGGAAAUCUUAUUUUGUGUGUGAUCAUCAGAGGUCUGUUUUCCUGUACCUGUGCGCUCUGAAUCACACCUGUAAACUUACGGCAUAUCCGUGUCCCUCAUACAGCGACUUCCUUAGUGGCCAGUGUUUGCAGUGUGAGACCUUCAAGCCUGCUUCCUGUCCUGUUCUGGGUUAUGACAUGAGCCAGUGGAGGGAUAGACUCUUGAGGUUGGGCCAAACAAGAGCAUAUUUCUCAACUACGGCAGAGCUCCCCUACAGCAAGACAAGCUACAGAGCGGACCUAGUUACCUGGAACCAGUUUCUGCGCUGGGGGGUAGACAUACUCCGACUGCACAAUGGCAAAAAUGUAAUAGAGUCCCAGAUAGAUAAUAAGCUGUUGAGGUUUGAGCAGUAUACCUCCACUCGACUCCUGGCGCAGUUUGAUGAGGAUCUAUAUCCAAUUCAGAAAAUCUCUUUACGGAUUGUCACUGGGAAUGUGAUUGGACCUCGAUACAAGAUAAGGCUGCUACGUAUUCGAAUAACCCCACUGGAAAAUCAAAACAGGCCACUAAUGUGUCGAUAUGACAUUAUUUUGGAGGAGAAUGCUGAGGUCUCUUUCAAACCGUUGCCAUGUGAUUAAUCUCAUCUGUAGGAAAUCAAAUUGAAA
Sinocyclocheilus rhinocerous is the source of this 1390-nucleotide messenger RNA. Its product is annotated as lipase member H-like. Bases 17 to 1363 code for a protein of 448 amino acids. The transcript has 10 exons. The record is from RefSeq and is a predicted model, not a curated record. Gene Ontology annotation, biological process: lipid catabolic process. NCBI's taxonomy places the organism in Eukaryota, Metazoa, Chordata, Actinopteri, Cypriniformes, Cyprinidae. Gene Ontology annotation, molecular function: glycerophospholipase activity.